AUGCGCGCGGACGCGCGCAGCAGACCUGGAAGGCCAAAAGCACGGCACGGUAUUUGCGCUGUUUUGUGCACUUGGCAUCAAAACCAUGGUGUUUACAUUGUUUUUUUGCACACCACCAUCCAGAAACACUGGUAUAUAGAAUGGGCUAGCGCCCGGGUGCCGCCGACCCCCUCUUCUUUGUGGGGGGCGGUCACCGCAGCCAUUUCAGCAGCAAGCCUCCAAGCAGCGCGACGGGUCUCGGAGAAUCGAAAGGUGUUAAAGAUGCUGCCCAGCUUGCACCGAUUGCGUGUGGUAGACCUCGCUGGAUUGGAUGUGAUUUGGCAGUCCGAGAUUCGGGACAUCAUCGCGCAAAAGAGCGCAUGGAGACGAAAAAACUGGUCCGAAGCGCCCUAG
Messenger RNA from Cladocopium goreaui, 393 nucleotides. The record is from the annotation of a GenBank genome assembly. Lineage: Eukaryota; Dinophyceae; Suessiales; Symbiodiniaceae.